Messenger RNA from Carassius carassius (crucian carp), 2355 nucleotides. Its product is annotated as RCC1 and BTB domain-containing protein 2-like. The coding region runs from base 170 to 1753 and encodes 527 amino acids. The transcript is spliced from 12 exons. Gene Ontology annotation, molecular function: protein binding. Lineage: Eukaryota; Metazoa; Chordata; Actinopteri; Cypriniformes; Cyprinidae. The record is from RefSeq and is a predicted model, not a curated record.
CUCAGUAGCGUCUACACUGCCGGAAAGAUAUAUAAGAAGAAGAAGAACACUGGACACAUCUCCGCUGUCCUCACUCGUAGUCAUGCAAAACUGACCGUUUUACCAUUCCUACAUCAUCCUCUGUCACCAGGAAUGAAGACUUGGGAGUUUAAGUUAACACACGAGUAGUAUGCUGGACGUGGGAAAGUGGCCGGUGUUCGCCCUCUUGCCCCCUGAAGAACUGCGGCUCAUCCGUCAAGCCUGUGUGUUCGGUAGUGCUGCAAAUGAGGCUAUCUACGUUACCGUCAGUGAUGAGGUAUUUGUACUGGGGACGAACUGCAGUGGCUGCCUGGGGCUUGGGGACAUGCAGAGCACCAUUGAACCCAGACGAAUAGACAUCUUGUGUGGGAAGAAAAUUGUGUCUUUGAGCUAUGGCACAGGGCCACAUGUAGUCAUCGCCACCGCAGAUGGAGAAGUAUAUUCCUGGGGUCACAAUGGCUACAGUCAGCUGGGUAAUGGCACCACUAACCACGGCCUUACUCCUGCCUUGGUUUCCACCAACCUCAUCAGCAAGAGGGUGACAGAGGUGGCCUGUGGCUCUCACCACACCAUAGCCCUCACCACAGAGGGAGAGGUGUAUGCUUGGGGAUACAACAACUCUGGGCAGGUGGGCUCUGGAUCCACGGCUAACCAGCCCACCCCACGCAGGGUCAGCAGCUGCCUGCAGAAUAAGGUGGUGGUCAACAUCGCCUGUGGACAGCUCUGCUCCAUGGCUGUCCUGGACAAUGGAGAGACAUACGGCUGGGGUUAUAACUGCAAUGGGCAGCUUGGUUUGGGCAACAAUGGCAAUCAGCAAACCCCCUGCCGGAUCGCCGCCUUACAGGGAAUCAACAUCGUACAGGUGGCAUGUGGAUAUGCACACACACUGGCUCUUACAGAUGAAGGAUUUGUUUACUCUUGGGGUGCAAACUCAUAUGGGCAGCUGGGUACUGGCAACAAAAGCAACCAGGCUGUGCCCACCCUCAUCAAUAUGGACAAGGAGAGAAUGGUGGAGGUUGCUGCGUGUCACACCAGUCACACAUCAGUGGCGAAAACACAGAGUGGUCAGGUGCUGAUGUGGGGUCAGUGUCGGGGUCAGGCUGUGGCCUACCCUCAUCUCACACACUUCACCAGCACUGAUGAUGUUUUUGCCUGCUUUGCCACACCAGCAGUCACCUGGCAUCUCCUGUCUGUGGAUGGAGAUGACUACCUGACUGUUGCCCAGUCGCUAAAGCGAGAGUUCGACAGCCCAGAAAUCUCUGACUUAAAGUUCCUGGUUGAUGGGAAGAGUAUUCACGUGCACAAAGCCCUUCUUAAAAUCAGGUGUGAGCAUUUCCGAGCAUUGCUGAACGAGACUGAUGAAGAGACCAUAGAGAUUCAUCAGUUCUCUUUUCUAGUGUAUCGUGCAUUUUUGGAGUACCUGUACACUGAUACCAUCAACCUCCCACCUGAGGAUGCCAUUGGUCUUCUGGAUUUGUCCACGUACUACCGUGAGAGCCGUCUGAAAAGACUCUGCCAGGAGACCAUCAAGAGAGGCAUCACAGAGGAGAACGCUAUAACACUGCUUUCAGCUGCUGUCAAGUAUGAAGCACGGGAUUUGGAAGAGUUCUGUUUCAAGUUUUGCGUUAAUCACCUGACAGCUGUCACUCAGACACAGGCCUUCGCUGACAUGGACCACGAUCUGCUGAAGAACUUCAUCAGCAAAGCCAGCCGCUACGGGGCUUUCAAGAACUAACAGAAAGAUAUAGUCAAAGGAGGUAUACUGGUUUGGCUCUGCAACAUCAAGGCAAGUUAUCCCAAAAACCUCAGAUGUGGAGUUAGAGGAGCCAAAUUCUUGUGGUUCGAGUGUGAAGAAGUGGGAAAGGCACUGGUUGCCCUGGUGCACUGGUUGUCUUCUGGGUCCCAGUGCCUUUAAAUUACCUGGUCACCUGAAGCCCUAUUUAAGCAGAAGAAUUCAAGACUGGAUUCAAAGGGACCAGACAAGUCUGAAAAGAUUGUAUUGAAAUAGCUAAACAAAAAGAAAGGCUUCUGAGGUGCUUUAUGAGCAAGGGAUUCAUCUAUGCAUAAGCAAAAGGGAAGACCAUCUCAUGUAGGAGAUGGUUGAUGGAGAAAGAGUUGCUUUUCUGCUACUGAACUAUUGUUUGGUCAAGACCAUAUUAAUUUGCAAUAUAUUUCCAGUCUUUAAAUAUAAAACAUAUUGGAAAAACAGCCAAACAGGUGGUCCAUCUCACAUACAUCCAUUAUUACCCAUUUGGGGCAGUCGUGGCCUAACGGUGAGAGUGUUGGACUUGCAAUCCAAAGGUUGCAAGUUUGAGUCUUGGGCUGGCAGGAAUUGUU